CUCGCGGUGACCGCAGCUGUUGUGCGCAUGCGCGGAUGAGUUUGAAGCUCAGGCUGCUCUUCAGGAUGGCCGCGGAUAACAGUGUGCUGCUGGGUUUAGUGGAAGAAUUCGUGUCAGGACAGGUUGAUAGCAAGGCCACGGACACCGCUACAGGUAUCAAGACUGGGCAAUUCACGAUUCUCCAGCUGGUCGAAGCUUUGGGGUUGAGUCUGACCAGCUCUCAGCAUCAGACACGUGGCAGAGGAGUUCAGCUCCUGUCUCUAGUCCUGCAGGAAUGCUACAGCUGCCUCUCUGAGAGGGAGGUGGAGGUCCUGUUAGCUUUCUAUGAAAACAGACUGAAGGAUCACUAUGUGAUCACGCCGCAUGUUCUUCAGGGACUCAAGGCUUUGACAAAAUGCUCAGUUCUGCCUCCUGGUUCAGCUGUGUCCAUUUUGAGAUCCAUCUUUCAGGAUGUUCAUGUUCAGUCCUUGAUGCUGGCUGAGCGAUCAUGUGUUUACAACAUCCUUAUCAGUCUAAUGGAGUCCAGAGAGGAAGAGCUCAAAGGUUUGGGUGCAGACUUUACAUUUGGAUUUGUGCAGUCAGUAGAUGGAGAACGGGAUCCACGCAACCUCCUGCUAGCGUUCCAGGUGGCCAGGAACAUCAUUCACAGGGGUUACGAUCUCGGUAAAUUUGUAGAGGAACUCUUUGAAGUGACGUCCUGUUAUUUCCCCAUAGACUUCAGCCCUCCACCCAAUGAUCCUCAUGGGAUCACACAGGAAGAUCUUAUUCUUUCUCUACGGGCUGUUCUUACUGGGACGUCUCAGUUUGCUGAGUUUCUGUUACCAUUGAUCAUUGAGAAGCUGGACUCAGAUGUUCAGAGUGCUAAAGUGGACUCCCUGCAGACACUGGCUGCCUGCGGUUUGACAUAUACUCAUAAAGAGCUGGCAGAAUUCCUUCCAGGCCUUUGGAGCUCGAUACGAAGAGAGGUGUUCCAGACGGCCAGUGAGAGGGUGGAAUCCGCCGGUCUGUCGGCUCUCAGUGCGCUCACGUCCUGUCUGUCCCGUUCUGUGCUCAGUUCAGACUCUGAGGAUUACCUGCAGGUGUUCCUAAACCUCGUCCUCAAAGACUGUCAGCACCAUCUCUGCGAGCCAGACCUCAAGCUGGUGUGGCCCAGUGCCAAACUCCUGCAGGCCGCCGCCGGAGCCUCAUACAGAGCGAGUCUGAUAGUGUCGGCUGCCGUCAUACCUGCCCUCAUGGAGCAGUAUAAUAACAGGACGCAGUGUGCUCAGCGGCGCACCCUGCUGGAGGUUCUGCAGGGUUUUGUGCAGCCCACCCCACUCAGCCGGCCUGCAGAUGGCGAGGAGAGUGUGUUGGUUGCGUUUCAGCAGUCUUUGUGUAGCGUGGUGUUUUCUGCGCUGGCGGAGUCUAGUGCUGGUCUGCAGGUCACAGCCACACGUGUGCUUACUGCACUGGGACAGCAGCCCGGCUUGUUGGCUCAGACAGAUGUUGAGAAAGCCGUAGAUCAUUUGACCAGACUCAUUCUGGAGGAAGGAGAUAUUCAAGUGAGUUUGGCUGUAGUGGAGUGUUCAGGCUCUCUGGCUCAUCUGCAUCCCAAAGCCUUCAUCUCCAGGAUGAUUCCUCGGCUGAAGGAAGAGAUCCUGUCAGAGUCUAACGCAGCUGUCCGUCAGCGGUGUGUGACGGCGGUGGCGUCUGUGUCAUCUCAGCUCAGUGUUGUGCAGGAAAGCGCUCCCGUUCUGCUACAGGUGCUGGCUUCAGCCCAUACAGGUAGCUGUAGUUUCUCCAUGGAGGAAGUGACCGCUGCAUGCAUCAGUUUGCAGAGGAUAGCAGCGCACGCGCAUGACGCUGAGGAGAUUGGACAAUUCUUCCAUGACAACAUCAUUCCACGACUUCUAGGACUGGCCUUACAGGCAGCACUGCAGAGUAGAGACUCUGGUCGCAGUAGUCCACUUACAGAUGAAGCCGUUCUGUCUGCUUUAGUUCCGGUCAUCAGCACAGCCUGUGCUGCGUUACAAUCAGGGUCAGCGUCCCGCAUGGCCGCCCAGGCUGUUUCUCUGUUCCUGGAUGGAGAUGUGUCCUUUCUGCCGGAGAAUGCCUUCCCUUCCCAAAUCCAGUUGCUCCAGAGCCAGGCAGAGUCUCGGGGUCCGUCUCAGUUGGUGUGUCUGCUGAUGGCCUGUGUUUGCUCUCUUCCACGCAGCGUGGAUAUUCCUGAGAUUGACACACUUCUGGUCCAGUUGGAAGAUCUGAGCUGUAUGUGUUCACACCUCUUCUCCUACACGUUUGCUGCGAAAUGCUUCGCUGGUUUGGUCAACAAAGAGGCCGGUGAAGCUCUUGACGCAGUGCUGGAGAGAGUGUUGAAGAGGAUCAGUGUGGAGCUGGACAACGUUUCCUCUUCCCAGCGAACACAAGCGUUCACACUGCUGCUCUGGGUAACUAAAGCCCUCCUCUUACGGUAUCAUCCGCUAUCAACAGCUCUGACUGACAAGCUCUUUGCUCUGUUGAGUGACCCAGAAUUAGGAUCUCAGGCGGCCGACGGCUUUUGCGUCCUCAUGAGCGACUCGCCAGAUGUGCUCAAUCGCAGUUGCCACGCAGAUGUGCGCAUCAUGUACAGACAGCGUUUUUUCGCUGAAAACUCAACCAAACUCGUUAAAGGCUUCAACUCUGCAGAGCAGGAGAAGAAGUCUUGUUAUUUGAAAGCCCUGUCACACAUCGUCAAUAAUCUUCCCAGAGAAGUCCAGCUCACAGAGCUUCCUGCAUUGCUGCCGCUCCUGCUGGAGGCGCUGUCGUGUCCGGAUCAGGCGGUUCAGCUGUCCACUCUGUCCUGCCUGCAGCCGGUGCUGCUGGAACCCCCGGCGGCCCUCAGGAACCAGCUGGAGGCGCUGUUCUCCCGCCUGCUGGCCCUUGCCACCAGCCCUGCUAUGAAAGUGAGAAUCGCGUCUCUCCGCUGUGUUCAUGCUCUCUCUCGCCUGCCUGAACAUAUGGUCCUGCCGUUCCGUGCCAGAGUGCUGAAAGCUCUUGCUGCUCCUCUGGACGACACAAAGAGGCUGGUGAGGAAGGAGGCUGUGGCGGCUCGAGGGGAAUGGUUUUUGUUAGGAAGCCCCGGUGGAAGAUGAACUGAUGUUAACGUUGGGAACGGCCCAGAUGGAUCACCGCUCACAGCCUUUGAUUUUACUCCCUUAUCCCCUUUUUUAUGAUAUGACACAGCAAUGGCUGAACAGACUGUCAGCAGCCAAGAACUGCUUGAGUGAAGCUCUUUUCAGAUGGACCUUCAACAGCAGAUGCUGAAUCAAGAUCGCAAGAGUAAAGCGCACCGUGUGCUGUUAUCAUUUCAAUCAUGCCGUGUCAUUAUUAUAGGGAUGUUAGAUGCAGAAUCCAGAUUGCUCUUUGAAUGUGCUGUUGAUACGACUGUCCUAAUGUCAGUGUUUUUGAACUGAUGCGUUUCGUUAGCCACGAUGUUGGUUGGUUGUCCGUUUUCACAAGACUGACUUUAAAGGUCUAAUUGACUAAACUGAUGCCAAGAAUAUAAACGAUAUUUAAGUGUCAAAUAACCUGUCAAUAAAACUUUUUGUAAAUGUGUA
Messenger RNA from Megalobrama amblycephala (Wuchang bream), 3575 nucleotides. It is a transcript of the gene mms19, whose product is annotated as MMS19 homolog, cytosolic iron-sulfur assembly component. The coding region runs from base 36 to 3110 and encodes 1024 amino acids. Lineage: Eukaryota; Metazoa; Chordata; Actinopteri; Cypriniformes; Xenocyprididae. Gene Ontology annotation, cellular component: cytosolic [4Fe-4S] assembly targeting complex; MMXD complex. Gene Ontology annotation, biological process: iron-sulfur cluster assembly. The record is from RefSeq and is a predicted model, not a curated record. The transcript is spliced from 31 exons.